AUGGCUGAAGAUAAACAUUUAUACGUCAUCAGCUUAUAUGCCUCCCAACGUUCCCGGAACAGACAGGAUUUUACCAACGAACUCAACCAAAUAUUCUCUGAACUCAGGCUGGACCGCUCCAAAAACUUUUUCAUCUUGGCAGGCGAUUUCAAUGCGAGACACACCUCCUUAGGAGACUCCUCGAACAAGGUCCAUGGGGCUUCACUAAUUGACUGGUACACCACGAAUGCACCCCUCUAUAACUGCACUCUCCUCGCUGCCAGCACACCCACAUACACCCCAGCUCAAACCUACCUGGAUCACUGCAUUAUCGACUCCCGGCUCAACAUCACCAACCUGAUGAACAACAGACUAGCCACCACCAUCUACGACAGCGACCACAAGGCACUUCUAAUCAAUAUCCAGCUCGAUCAAUCAUCCUCUCUACUCCCAGGAACACCUCCCCAACCCAGGCACAUAUUCAAAGCAACAAACUGGACCGAGUUCACUUCCUUCCUAGGCCGCACCUACAACUCCAACGUACCCAGCAACCGAAACCUCGAGGAAAACGAGAUCGAUAACUUCCUGCUCGACAUCAACAAAAGCAUCAUACAGGCAAUAGAAAACAAGGUCCCCAAAUCCACUACCACCAGCAACACCCAAAAAUACAUCACCAAGCGAAUCAAACAACUAGAGAAGAAAAAAUCCUCCCUUCUCACUCUCCUACACCGAUUGUUAGCCAAGGAUCCCCGGAGCAGAAACCCAGACACUAGAACGACCAAACUUCUCCUUGCACAAACCCGAGAGGACCUCAACAUCGAAUUCUCCGCAGCCAUCGAAAAACACUGGAAUAACACCUUCAAAAAAAUCAACCACAGGGACUCAUCGAAAUUCAUGCCAUCAAUUAAUAGAAUAUUCCGCCCAAAAAACAAACCUGGACCAGCAGAUAUUCAUAUCCCCGCUACUAACAUCUCCAUCUUACACAACUCUGGUAACCCUCUUGAUCACACCCCCCUCUGCAACAAUAAAUAUGUCUUCACCGAACCUACUAGCAAACUAAACGCAAUAGGCGCCUUCUACGAAUCCAUCAACUCGCCACGACACCUCAACAACGGCACUCGCCUCAAAGAAAUUAUAGACGCAAGAAUCUCACUCUUCAAACGCUCCAUAGAAGAACACAAAGCCAACAACAGCUGGAUUACCACGUUCAAUGACACUAACCGAGCAAAUAACCCCAAGACUGACAACAUCGAAAGCUACUUCACCACACCAGCAAAAAUAGAGGCAAUAAUCAAGAGGCUCCCAAACAAGACAUCCAGUGGUACCGACAAAAUCCCAACUAUCAUAAUCCGGCAUCUCCCGCUCAACAUCAUCAAAGACCUCACAAUCCUGAUCAACAACGCACUUAAUAUCAACUACUUCCCCAAGAUCUGGAAAGUAGCACAGGUGAUACCAAUUUUGAAGAAGGAGAAACCCAGCGAAGACCCCUCCAGCUAUCGCCCCAUCAGCCUCACACCCAACCUCAGCAAGGUUUAUGAAAUUAUCAUCAACAACCUAAUCACUCUGCACUCCAACCAGAAUAAAAUAAUCCCAGACAACCAGUUCGGAUUUCGCCACCACCACUCCACCACCCACGCCGUUCACAAAUUCCUCGCCGACGUCAAUAAAUCUCUCCACCUUAACUACAUGGUUGGUGCUACACUCAUCGACCUCGAAAAAGCCUUCGACUCCGUCUGGCAUGACGGGCUUAUAUACACCCUCAUCAAGAAAAAAUUCCCCACCAACCUAAUCAAACUCAUAUGGGACAUGAUCAGCGACAGGACGUUCUACACAACGGACGGAACUCACUCAUCAAGCAAAAGCUUCCGGAUCCUGGAAGGCCUACAGCAAGAUUUGAUUCAACGUGUGGUGCGGUACUAA
Fopius arisanus is the source of this 1899-nucleotide messenger RNA. RefSeq lists its product as uncharacterized. NCBI's taxonomy places the organism in Eukaryota, Metazoa, Arthropoda, Insecta, Hymenoptera, Braconidae. The transcript is spliced from 2 exons. Gene Ontology annotation, molecular function: catalytic activity. Bases 1 to 1899 code for a protein of 632 amino acids. The record is from RefSeq and is a predicted model, not a curated record.